AUGAAUGUAUGCAUAUCUAUCUAUCUAUCUAUCUAUCUAUCUAUCUAUCUAUCUAUCAAUAUAUGUAUCUAUCUAUCUCACUCUGAUACUGCAAAUAUGGUAUUUCUCAUUUUCUCUAUCUAUCCCAAUUUGUUCAUAUCUAUCUAUCUAUCUAUCUAUCUAUCUAUCUAUCUAUCUAUCUAUCUAUCUAUACUAAUUUGUUCAUAUCUAUCUAUCUAUCUAUAUAUCUAUCUAUCUAUCUAUUCCAAUUUGUUUAUAUCUAUCUAUCUAUCUAUUCAUUCCAGUUUGUUUAUAUCUAUCUAUCUAUCUAUCUAUUCAUUCCAAUUUGUUUAUAUCUAUCUAUCUAUCUAUUCAUUCCAAUUUGUUCAUAUCUAUUUGUCUAUCUCUCUAUCUCUCUUUCUAUCUAUCUAUAUAUCUAUUCCAAUUUGUUCAUAUCUAUCUAUCUAUCUAUCUAUCUAUCUAUCUAUCUAUCUAUCUAUCUAUACUAAUUUGUUCAUAUCUAUCUAUCUAUCUAUCUAUACUAAUUUGUUCAUAUCUAUCUAUCUAUCUAUCUAUCUAUUCCAAUUUGUUUAUAUCUAUCUAUCUAUCUAUCUAUCUAUCUAUCUAUCUAUCUAUCUAUUCAUUCCAAUUUGUUUAUAUCUAUCUAUCUAUCUAUUCAUUCCAAUUUGUUUAUAUCUAUCUAUCUAUCUAUCUAUCUAUCUAUCUAUCUAUCUAUCUAUUCAUUCCAAUUUGUUCAUAUCUAUUUGUCUAUCUCUCUAUCUCUCUUUCUAUCUAUCUAUAUAUCUAUUCCAAUUUGUUCAUAUCUAUCUAUCUAUCUAUCUAUCUAUCUAUCUAUCUCAAUUUUUCCCAUUAGAGAUAUUUCGAAACUUCAGAAAAAGCCCUUCUAUGGAAACAAUUUUUUGUAGUUUGUUUUCUCUCCUCUCCGCGCUUUCUUUCUUUCUUUCUUUCUUUCUUUCUUUCUUUCUUUCUUUCUUUCUUUCUUUCUCGACCCUUGUCGCCUGCGCGAUCUCCGAAUUUGCUCUCAAACUCGUUCUUGUUUACUCUCCGGCUUCCAAAAUUCUUUGA
Acanthosepion pharaonis is the source of this 1065-nucleotide messenger RNA. Lineage: Eukaryota; Metazoa; Mollusca; Cephalopoda; Sepiida; Sepiidae. The record is from the annotation of a GenBank genome assembly.